GCGUCCCCUUUGUGUUUUGGUUGGUGCGGAAAUAGAUCCAACCGGCAUGGCUGCUCGUGUGAGAUUUAAUAUGUUUCUGAAAUUAAUCAGUUAGUAUGAGUUUUUGUUUUAAAGACAAACAGUAAGACUGACAACAGACGAUGUAAAUAUGUAAAUUUAGAGAGUGUUAGCUCUUAAAAUGGCCCACAGUGGAGCCGAAGCAGCUAGCAUAGCUUACAAAGUUUUCACGUUUAAAGACAAGAAGAAGAAACCGGAGGAGUCGCUUUCUGUCUCCAUCCCUGAGGUUCUGGACCCUCAGUAUGGCAUGUAUGUGUGGCCCAGCGCAGUGGUUCUGGCUCAGUAUCUGUGGACGUACAGAGACGAGCUGAAAGGGAAGACGGUGCUGGAGCUCGGUGCCGGUGUCGGGCUGCCUGGUGUGGUGGCGGCGAGCUGCGGUGCUGCAGUGAUCCUGUCCGACAAACCUUCAUGUCUGCAGAACUGCAGGCGCAGCUGCGACGCCAACGGCCUUCAGGAGGUGGCGCUGGUGGGGCUGAAGUGGGGCGAGGUGUCCCCGGACCUCGUCCUGCUGCCCAGACUGGACGUGAUUAUCGGAUCAGACGUCUUUUACGACCCCCGAGAUUUUGAGGAAGUCAUCGUGACUGUUGCUUUCCUUCUGAGGAAAAACCCUAAAGCCCAGUUCUGGACCACAUACCAACUCAGAAGUGCUGACUGGUCGAUCGAGUCGCUGCUGCAUCGCUGGAAACUGAACUGUGUUGAAGUUGAGCUCGACCAGUUUGAUGCUGACAGAUGUGAUCUGGCCGGGUCGAGUCUGCCGGGAAAACACAGCAUCCAGAUGAUGAUCAUAACCCAGAGGACAGAGUCGGGCCACGGUUAGCAUGAGUUAGCAUUAGUUAGCAUUUCAGACACAAACAACUUCAUCCUUCAAGUGGAAAAUCUCUCUGACAGCAGCGUCUCUGUUGGGAAUUAGAGCUGAAAUGAACAUACAUUUUUAUUUUCAACAACAAAACUUCUCCCCAGUACUUUUUAACAACAAAACUGGUACUCCCCAAUGAACAGCAGUCUUUGUGAUCCAAUGAGUCCACGUCAACACUUUGUCAAAAUAGCAAAAAAAACCUAGACCCCUCACUGUACUUGCCACAUCAAAAAUGAUCUAAAAAAGUACAUAAGUUGUUCAAAACACAAAAAUGAUUCCAAAUGAUACAAAAUCUGUCCAAAUGAAUUCAAACUUGUGUAUAACUGCUCUAAAGUCCAAAACAACAUAAAACCUGUUCAGAACAACUCAUGAUUGCGCCAAAAUGACAAAUUUUAUCCAAAGUAACUUUUUCCAAAAUGACACAAACUUUUCCAAAGCUCAAAAAUGGUGCAAAAUAACACAAAAUUUGUCCACAAAUUGUUCAAACGUUCCACAUAUGGGAUUAUAUUGAUGUUAGAGUCUUAAAAGUUCUUGAAAUGUUGACCAAAGACUAUUUCAGUAGAAACAUGGAUCCAUCCACGUACGUGCACUUACAGGAACUUCAUAGUGACACAAUACCAGCCUGGAUUGAACAUUUUGGAAUCCCCCCCCCCCCCCACUGUGUCCUCUGCUGGAUCCAUUCAAUCAUUCUGAUCUGAUGAAACUAUUCUUUCUGUUCUCACCACAUUUCAUGUUUGUUAGUUUUAUUUCUGGAGAUAUUGAACCUUCAAAUGUCUUCUCAGGUUCUUUAAAGUUCAAAUAUAAAAAUUCCAUGUCUGGAAACAAAUGAAAUUGAGCUAAAUUAUGUCACAGAACUCAGUUUUAGUUUCUGAAGAAUAAAACAGUGAACAGUGAAGAAAACUGUGCUGCUAGUUAGAGGUGGCCGGAUCGAUCCAAAUAUCGAUACCAGCGUAGUAUUGAUAACAAGCGAUACCAGUGUAAUGAGAUUGGUACUUUAGUUUCAUUUUCUUUUCUGUAUGCCUGAUCUGAUGUGGUUUCAUCAACAAGUGAUCUGACUGUCAGAGCUCCUCCUGUCACAGAGCAGAACCACUUUGCUCCUCUUGUGUUUGGAUGUUUUGCCAUCAUGCGACUCAGCAGCACCAGAUAAGAACUCAAUGUAAGCAGUGUAAACAGGCUCAGCCAGUUCAACCACAUACAUCGUAGUAUCAGGAAGUAAAAUUAUGAUUUUUUUCUGAGUUUCUGUCAGUCCACUCCUGCCUGCUUUAUAAAACCAGCUGUUUAGCUGUGGUGCAUUUCUCAACCUAAACUGAGGGAAGAGGAGGCAACGAAGGAGACAGACUGAGACUCCGCUGAUGAUCAGAUUGCAGACAGGAAGAAACUGAACCGGUGAGCCAAUUACAAAUUACAAAGACUAGUGCUGUAACAGGGCUAUAAAAUUAAUUAAUCAUUAAUCAUAGUCAUGAUUUAAGCUUCUAACCACGAUACAAAAACGACUGACUUAAGCCUUCAAAAUGUAAAAAACCGCUCCGCUCUUAAAAGACGUAGCUCUGUUUCCUUUGCACAUGGAAAGCAACACGUGGAUAAAAUCAAUCGCUUUCAUCUUGUACAAAUCGGAAAUGAGAACACUUCAUCUCACUCUUUUUAAAGUAUACUGACAGUCAAUAGAAACUUUGAGGUAGAAAUAUACGCAGAAUUCUACUUGAAGGGGGGUUGUAAUUAUUCAUUGUGGAUUUACUGAUGAUCUAGUGCCCUGGUAGUUGAGAUAAUGAUGAGUUGUCAUUUUGUCAUGAUUCAUUGCAGAUGGGUUGGUCACUUUGCAAAAGUGAACCAAAUACACACCAAGCAUUACUCAGUGAGUAUCUGCACAAUUUGAGAAUGGGUUUUGAAGGCCUAUAUAAAGGCCCAAAAAAGGCCACCAUUGUUAGUCCAGUGAACAGCAUCAUGAAGGGUCUAUCACAUGAACAACGUCUCCGGGCACUGGGUAUGGUGGAGGCCGGUUUAAGCUACAGUGAUGUAGCCAGGCGUAUGGGCUGUUCCCAACCCACAAUCAGAAGCCUGGUCCAAAGCAUGCGCCGAAGGGUUGCUGCCUGCAUCCAAGCAAAUGGAGGCCAUACUCGGUAUUGACUGUUGUGACUUUGUGUUUGGCAGGUGCUGUUUUCUUUUGUGAAAUUCUUUAUUUUGAAAUCAUUCUUGAAACUUUAGAUUUUUGUUUCUGUAUGCCAAUAUGCUAAACAAAUGAUUCAUAUGAAGAAAAUCCAGUUUGUUGAAAAAUAUGGUCUCAAAGUUUUUAAUGACUGUCAGUGUAAGUUUGGCUCACACACCUGUCUGAGCACCACAGAAAGUGAGCAGAAUCUACCACAGUCUGCACUGUGAGGCAUUUAUCAUUAACAUCAGUAAAUGUAUGUAAUAAGAAUAUCAGGGCAAAUUGUUUUACAGCUUUGUUUGGGGUCAUCCCACCGAAUAUUUCAGUGACAGCCUAUCAGGCCAGCGCUAUAGCUUAUAUUGCAUUAUUACAUUGCGAGACGCGUAAUACUACUCAACUGGAAAAAAGCAGCUCCACCAUCUUUAAAACGUUUGAUGGAGGAAGUUAUGUCUCAUCUAAAACUGGAGCAUUUAAGACAGACUCUAAAUGGUUCUCUCCAAACCUAUGAGAAGAUCUGGCAACCUUUUCUCAUUUUCUUUGAGACUAAUUUCAAAAUAUAGCCCUCUUUUCUUUUUCACUCCCUUAACCGAUUGUGUCUGGUAAUCAUGUUUGUUUCAUUUUGCUGUUGCAUUAAUGUCACUAAUAUUCUACUGUCAUUUAACUUUAUUUGAUGUCUCCCUUAAAUCUUUUUUUGUGAGCACCGACUGCAGUUUUGUGUUUCUGUAUGUUCAUAAAUGUAAAAGCAAUAAAAAGAUUUGAAUAAUAA
This is a messenger RNA of Acanthochromis polyacanthus (spiny chromis), 3822 nucleotides long. It is a transcript of the gene mettl23, whose product is annotated as methyltransferase like 23. The record is from RefSeq and is a predicted model, not a curated record. Bases 179 to 874 code for a protein of 231 amino acids. Lineage: Eukaryota; Metazoa; Chordata; Actinopteri; Pomacentridae. The transcript has 5 exons. Gene Ontology annotation, cellular component: nucleus; cytoplasm.